AUGGAUCUGAAGGGAGGCGAAAGAAGUUACGAGGGGGCUAAGGCAGGGUUGAUGGAGCCAAAACGGUGGUCGGCGACCCUUCAAUGCGUACGGCAGUCCUACCUGAGAAAUGCUGCGAGUUCGCAGCAGCCGGGAAAUUACGGAAGCACCAUCGGGAAAUUCUGUCAACAUUACGAGAGCAGCAGUCUCGGGCGACGAAAAGAGAGACAGGGAAAUUCUGUCAACGGGACUCCUCCUCCAACGGGCGGCGAAGAGAGAGACGGGGAAAUGGAGAGAAACAGUAGGUUUCUACUUCAAAAUUUCAAUCCGCGGCGGAGAGUGAAGAGACGACCGCCGACGCCCGACGCCGUCCGCCGAAGUCCGGCCCUCUGUCAGCUGACCCGGCCUUUUACUGUUUUACAGCAUCAUACGAAAAAAAUUGGUAAAAUUAAGGAAAAAUGCCUUCUUUGCAGACAGCCUUGCCUCCUGAACUCGCAAACAAUGCUAUUCGACUUUAUCGCGAAUGCCUGCGGCGUGCUAAAUAUAUUGGCCAGAAGCAAUACAAUACAGAACUUCUUGUUGAUAUGGUUAGACAGCAGUUCAAAAAGCAUAUGCAUGAGACUGAUCCGGAGAAAAUUCAAAAGUUCAAGGAUGAUGCAGCAAGGGGACUCAUCAAUCACAUGCUAUAUGAAUCUGAGGCAAUGUCUGGACGCAAAUUCAGCAAAAGCUCUGAAUUCUGAUCUCGGAUAUCAAUCUACUCGUAGCAGUGAGUGCAUGUUCUGA
This is a messenger RNA of Fraxinus pennsylvanica, 762 nucleotides long. The record is from the annotation of a GenBank genome assembly. Lineage: Eukaryota; Viridiplantae; Streptophyta; Magnoliopsida; Lamiales; Oleaceae.